AUGGAAGUGGGAACGAGGGUGGUUCGAGGUCCUGACUGGAGAUGGUCAGACCAGGAUAAUGGCGAAGGACACCUCGGCACCGUGGUUACCAUAGGAAAGAGGUUCUCGAACCCAGCACAUCCGAAGAUCGUGGUGGUCUGCUGGGACAUGGGCAACGUUAAUGACUACCAGGCCGGCUUUGAUGAGAACUACGAUCUGCUCAUCUACGACAACGCCGCCGCAGGUGUGAAGCAUAAUGGUGUAAUGUGCGGUGAAUGCAAGGAGGAUGAUAUUGCCGGAAUGAGAUGGAAGUGCAGCUCGUGCCAGGACUAUGACCUUUGUAACAAAUGCUACAUGACAUCCAAGCACGACCUGAAGCACUCUUUUCUCCGAAUCAUCAUCCCCAAGUCUGCAGGAAAGCUGAUGUCACCUAGAGCAGCUUGUCGGAAGACUGAAGCAAAGGGAUCGUUUCCUGGAGCCAAGGUUUGCAGAGGAAGAGACUGGAAGUGGCAGGAGCAGGACGGUGGGUCAGGUCAUACUGGCGUGGUAUUUCGAGAGGCCAAUUGGGCCAAUAUCCAGCGCAGUGCCAUAGCAGUUCAUUGGGAAGUUGGGGGCGCCUAUGAAUACCGUGUGGGGCAUGAUGGGAAGGUCGACAUCAAGUGCCUCAAGGCAACAUCCGGGUACGCUUACUACAAGGACCAUCUGCCAAAAUUCGGUGAAUUCAACGCAUUAGAAAUUGGUGACCGAGUGGUUGUGAAGUUGGAUAAGGAUGUUCUCAAGCCGCUCCAAGAAAACCAUGGAGGCUGGGUGUCGGGAAUGGAAAAGUUCAUAGGAAAAGUAGGCCGGUUGGCGAGUCUCACGGCAAACAGUGACGUCAGGAUCAAGUACCCGAAUGGACAGAUGUUGAUCUUUAACACUGUUGCAGUCACUAAGCUGCCUUCGUUCAACACCGGAGACAAAGUGCGCGUAAUGUCUGACCAGGCUGCCGUGAAGGAGCUGCAGAAAGAACAUGGGGGAUGGAACAGUAAGAUGUCAAAGGCUCUUGGUGAGGAAGGGCGUGUCCUUAACAUCAAUGCAGACGGUGAUGUCAAGGUCAAUGUGGGUGGAGCAUUCUGGACCUUUAACCCGGAAGCACUAAGUAUGGUAGAACAGGGGACGGGGUCAGAUGGAAUCUUUGAGCAGGACAUCAGAGCAGGUGUUAUGGCGCAUUUGCUGAAGCAGCUGCUCGAUCCGCUUGGGCUCGUUGACUCAGAUGAAAUUCGACAGAUGAUGACUGCCGCAGCAACCGAAGCAGCAGCUAAUGAAGGAGAAGUAACUGCUCAGAGCGCCAAGGAGUUCAUCAAGGCCGUUAUGGAGGGUGAUGUGAAACGGGUUGCUGAAGCCCUCAAGAAAAACAAAGGAUUUGUAAAUGUGGUUGUCCAAGAGAACACACCCCUCCAUCUAGCUGCUUAUCAAGAUCACUUUCAGGUAGUCGAGUUACUAAUCAAGAAUGGAGCCAAACUCAAUGUCAAAGAUGACGAUGGUGACACUGCCCUAGCAAAUGCUGUCCAUCAAGAUAAUGCACGAAUUGUGAAGUACCUGUUAGACCACGGAUCCGACCCCAACACUACGAAUGUCAAGGGAGGAAGAAGUCCUCUUCAUAUCGGGGCGUCGAAGAACCAUACUCAGUGUGUGAGACUGAUCCUUGGAAAAGGUGGUACUCCAAAUGCACAAAAGGAGAUUACUGAGCUCCUGAUAAAUGCAAGAAACAUCGACUUGGAGUUGAAUAAUAAAAGAGGAUACAACCUGCUACAUCACGCUGCCUUGACAGACAAUCCACAUGCUACUCGUCUUUUGAUCAAGAAACAAGGAUCUCUGGUUGACAUCCAGAAGGAUGACGGCUACGCGGCUCUUCACCUCGCAGUACAUAUGAACAAUCGGAAUAUUGCAGAAAUACUUAUCACAGAGGGGCAUUGUGCUAUUGAUCUUUACAACGAGCAGCAUCAAACGCCCUUGUUGCUUGCAGUCGCCAACGGUCGUACUGCCAUCAUCGAAGACCUGAUCAAGCACGAUGCUGAUAUCAACUCGUCAGAUGGUGACGGGGACAGUUGCCUUCACAUCGCAGUGAUGAAAUACAGACAGGGGCAGGAUAUUUCUGAUACUGAUAAUCUGAGAACGCAUGGACACACAUCCAAACGUCGUGUGGUGACGGGCAAAAGCGUUGAUGUCAAAGUAGGAGAUCACCAAAGCUCAGUGCUCAGUCCUCUCCUCUUCAUCAUCGUAAUGAAUGUCAUCGCAAAGGACAUCCGGGAAGGCUUUUCAUUGGAACUGCUCUACGCAGAUGAUUUGGUGCUGAUGGCUAAGAGUGAGACAGAGAAAACAGGAGAGUACCCCUGCGGAGUUUGCUAUACAGGUGUUGGAGCAAACUCAAUCAGAUGCACCAAAUGCAGGAGCUGGAUCCAUCGCAGAUUAAGUGGAAUAUGUGGUAGCCUGCAAGCAGCAAGUAAGACAUUCAUCUGUAAGAGAUGCUUAGGUACAAUCUCACAGAAGUGUACCAAGGACAAUGUGACAGGUCUGGAUCUCCAUGGAACGACGUAUGAUAAGGUGGAUAAGUUCUGCUACCUGGAAGACAUGUUGGCUGUCAGGGGAGGAGAGACUGCAGCUGUGACUGCAAAAAUCCAAAGCGCUUGGAAAAAGUUUCGUGAACUCUCUCAUUUCCUCACCUCAAGGGCGACACCGUUAAGAGUGAAAGAGAAGGUGUAUGAUGCCUGUGUUAGAAAAUGCAUGACGUACGGAAGCGAAGCAUGGGCAAUGAAAUCAUCUAGUGUACAGCGAAUGGAAAAGGCUGAGAUGAGGACGUUCCGAAAGAAGUAUCGUGAACAUGGAAUCACCAAGCCUCUUACUGCUCUAAUGUGUUAUCUUGUACAAGAGGGUGCAGACAUCAGUCAGACUAAUCUCAAGAAACACACACCACUCAAGGAUCUGAAAGAGGUUGACAUUCAAAAUGUUCUGGAGUACAUCGCUAUCAAGGUAGAAAGAGAGAAGCGUGAGUACAUCAACUUUUUCAAGUUAGAAGCUACUGAUGGUGGUCAAGAGAAGCAGCCAUCUACUUCUAGUGGCGGGAGUAAUGCAGACCAACAUGAUCGCAAUGAUCCUUCGGAAUCACCAAGAGGCCCACUUUCAGAUGAAUCUUUUUGUGGAUUCCACGUCAUAAUGGAUCCUAAAAAGGUGAUACGUGAAGAAAUGAUCGGGAAAGGUGGCUUUGGUGAGGUUUGGAAGGGCCAAUGGGAAGGUAAACCUGUUGCAGUCAAGGUCCUUACCACAGACGGUAGUCAAGAUUCUGAAGUAGAGAAGGAGAUUGCAAUCCAUAAGUGUGCCCGUCAUCGAAACAUUGUUCGGAUUAUGGCGGUUUGUCACCAACGUUCACCUGCACAGGCUUUGAUCGUCAUGCAGCUCAUCGAGGGGAGUAAUCUCAAUACGGUCAUCUUCCUGGAUGAUAAUCCUUUUGAUUACCUGGAGAAGGUAGAGUUAUCUAAGGAUCUUCUGUCAGCAGUCACCUUUCUCCACCAGUCUAAGAUACUCCAUCUCGACAUCAAACCACAUAAUGUUAUCGUUGAAUCAAAGACGAAGAAGCCAUAUUUGUGUGACCUUGGUCUGGCACACAUCAAGACGAGGUCAAUCAUGUCAUGUCCCUCCCUCUUGCCUGCCAGAGGUACAAUCAGGUACAUGCCUCCUGAAUGUUUUACACGAAAGGAUGGUAACAUGCCUGCAUCAUCGGCAUGCGAUGUCUGGUCCUUAGCCUGUACAUUACUUGAGGUCUUCUCAGGACAAUGCGUCUGGCCUACGGUCCCCAAUCCAGCAGCUGUACUAUGCAAUACGUUCGCGGGUGCUGAUGUCAUGCCAGCUAGUGUGAAGGACCUCGCUCCAAACAUAAAGAAAAUUCUGAAGCCAUGCUUUCAGAAAGAGCCAUCCGAACGUCCGUCAGCGGAAUCGAUGAUGCAGCAGUUCAGUGGGCUGAGCUGCCCUUAAGGCUCGUUCAGAUACGACACUGUAAACCGCCGCAAAAACCUCCCAUGGUUUUUGCUUGUAAUA
Messenger RNA from Strongylocentrotus purpuratus (purple sea urchin), 4050 nucleotides. RefSeq names its product E3 ubiquitin-protein ligase MIB2-like. The coding region runs from base 1 to 3987 and encodes 1328 amino acids. The transcript is spliced from 22 exons. NCBI's taxonomy places the organism in Eukaryota, Metazoa, Echinodermata, Echinoidea, Camarodonta, Strongylocentrotidae. The record is from RefSeq and is a predicted model, not a curated record. Gene Ontology annotation, cellular component: cytoplasm. Gene Ontology annotation, molecular function: zinc ion binding; protein binding; ATP binding. Gene Ontology annotation, biological process: protein ubiquitination; protein phosphorylation.